AUGUUCGUGCGAUACCAGCCAUUCAAGGCGUUGUACCUCGCCCUCGAGCUCGUAUUCACUCUCUUUGUGCGAAUUCCGUUAUGGACUCUUCUGUCGAUUCCUAGGUCGUGGCGCCCCCGUCGGUCUUGGCCUAUCAGCCGGGUCAUAUUGGUGCGACUUGUCAAGCUACUCAUGGAACUGCCACACAGAACUGGCCCCAUUAUCGCCACUCCUUCGCAUCUCGCAAUCGCUCCAGGCCCCAGCGUGAACGGUGUAUGGGUUGAAGCUGUUCCACAGCUUGUAACAUUCCCUCUUUCCGAAUGGGCAAACAUAGCAGAAGUCACCGCAGUCAAGAUCCCGGGGUAUUGGAUCCACAAGGCUGGUUCGAACCUAUCUGUGGGCGACUCUCCCAUGCCCGGUGAAAAAGUUGUCUACUCAAUGCAUGGUGGUUCCUACGCAUAUCAAUCUGCGCAUCCAUCCGACCUCAUCGCUUCCAUCUCGAGGGGCAUUCUAGAACAUACCGAAUCCAUCCAAAGAGUCUUUUCUAUUGAGUACCGUCUUUCUGGCGCUGCUCCAUUUCCCGCUGCCCUUCUCGAUGCACUCGCAGGCUAUAAUUAUCUUGUCAAUGACGUUGGUUUCAGCCCCUCGGAUAUCAUUUUCGAAGGUGAUUCCGCUGGGGCCAACCUCGCCCUCGCCCUUGCGCGGUAUCUUGUCGAAUGUCGUGAUGAUACCAGUGUCAAACUGCCGGCCCCUCCUGGAGCACUUUUGCUCCUUUCCCCCUGGGCUGACCUUUCCCAUUCCCACGACAUGGAUCCUACAAUGGACUCCUCGUCCCGUUUUGUCAACUCAGAUUACACCGAUAUACGCCCCUCUUCACGUAGCGUCGAACAUUAUGUGGCAACCUUUUUGGGUCCUCUUGGUCCCGGCGCCGCGGAAACCAACCGGUACAUUUCUCCUGCGUCGAAGAAUGUUGUCGUCCCCAAUAUGGAUAAAACAACGGACACCUUAUUCAAGGACUUCCCCAGAACUUUCAUCGUUGUCGGCGGUGCUGAGACUCUAUAUGAUCAGAUCAAGACCCUCAUUAGCCGCAUGUCUAGUGACUUGGGUGUAGGUGAUGGGGUGAAAGAUGGGGAAGGCAAAGUGUCGUACUACGAGGCUCCUGACGCCAUUCACGACUAUCUCGUAUUCACAUGGCACGAGCCUGAGCGUUCUCAGACGCUUAAAGCUAUUGGCACUUGGGUUGAUGCUGAUAAGCCGUGA
Pleurotus ostreatus (oyster mushroom) is the source of this 1239-nucleotide messenger RNA. RefSeq lists its product as uncharacterized. The record is from RefSeq and is a predicted model, not a curated record. The transcript has 3 exons. NCBI's taxonomy places the organism in Eukaryota, Fungi, Basidiomycota, Agaricomycetes, Agaricales, Pleurotaceae. Gene Ontology annotation, molecular function: hydrolase activity. Bases 1 to 1239 code for a protein of 412 amino acids.